AGCAAGGGUAUCGCGCAGCCACACCGGCCACUGCGACGGCCGCGACGGAACGAGCGCGUCGCUCCUCCGUUACUCCUUCUGCAACGUUCGUCGUACAGCUCCGUUUUUUGCGCGCGACGGCACGCAAACGACGUCGCGAUGUGAGGACGCGCGAGAGCAAGAUGAUCCUGUCCGACGAUCGUGACAUGAUGCGAGACCCGGCGCGACGAGCUGCGAUUAAUUACCAACGGGGGUGAGUCGAUAGCUCGCACCCGACGAAAGGUGGGAGAGGGGGAUACUAGGGCGGAAGCGGGAUUGAGGGAGAGAGAGAGAGAGAGAGAGAAUGAGAGAGAGAGAAAUUACGGAAAGCUCACGUGACACGCUGAAGGGGUGCGAAACUGUCUGACAGUACAUCAAGCGUCCACUACUAUUGCCAUCAGUUGCUUGUUGUGGCUGUGACAGCUAUCACGACGGUGACAGCGGUGGCGGCGGUAGUUCAUGGUGGAAGUGGUUGUGGUGGUGAUCGACGGUGACGACGAGGACGACGAAGGAUAACGCUGCGCCCCUGCGAGCGGCGGCGAGACGGAAGGAAAGUGGUAACAUCCGAGGUUACGAGGCCAGGGGAGAAAGUGGGUGUUGCCUGAGCGACGGCGACAACGAAAAGAUCGCCCGGGUCCUGUGGGACAUUACUAGAAGUCCUAGGUGUUUUACAUAGAAAGCAGGAGAGGGAGAGACGAAUGAAAGGAUGCUCGUUGGUCGUCACUCGUCUUCCUGGAGUCAAUGUCAGCCCGUCGUUGGCCUCCUUUUCGUCUUUCGUGAAAGAUUUUUGGCGCUGAGAUUCUUCCUCAAGAUGGCUGGAGCGAACCGAGAGGUUCGGCAAGGUCCUGAAAAUUUUGUGCUUGCAAGUCAUCGUAUUGGGCGAAGCCAGUCUUCGUGCGAUUAGGGGCUGUGCCAGGGUAGCACGGGACGGGGGUGGUUCCUUCCAUCGCGAGGAUCGAGAUGAGCGAUUUACAGGCCACCCUCGAGUUCUCCCUCGAGCUCUGCAAGUUUUACAAUGUCGAUCUCUUCCAGCGCGGAUAUUACCAGAUCCGAACUGCUCUUAGAGUAUCGCCAAAGUUACCAGUCAAAGUGGAAGUCAAUCAACCACGAAAUCACUCGCUGGAGGCGCCGGGCACGAGUAAGCGCUUUCAGAUCCUCUACAGGAACGAGGAGGUGACACUCGGCACUUCUGUACUAUUCCGAGCGCAUGUGCUCGUGCAUAGUCACAAGAUUGAGGAGGCCCUGUCGCGCACCCACUUUAAUCUAGGCGUCGAGCUAUGGUUCAGCGAGCCGACGCAACCGGGCAACAUGGCUUGCGUGUCCUCGAGGGCGUUGCAGUUGAACUUUACACCCACGAAGGGCCUUCACUAUCAUCUGCCAGUGCUCUUUGAUUACUUUCAUCUUGCUGCGGUGUCCAUUACGAUCCAUGCCUGCCUCGUGGCACUUCAUCAGCCCUACAUCAAGAAGAGCAUACUGCACGUAGUGCAGAGUUGUGCGCCACGAAGCGGAAAACCCUGGCUGCAAUUUAAGCAAUCCGCGACGAACGGCGAGAGUAAUGCUACAACCCUCGGAAAUAUCGAGACCACUACGAGAUGCGUCGGAUCAACGACGAGGAUACAGCACGCGAGACUGGUCCAACAAGAAGUCACGAGACUGCUCUUAGCCGCGAGGGAAUCUUUACUAAACGAUUUGUCCGACUUGGCACGGCUUCUACCCUCUUGGCAACAAAGGGCGCUCGAACUCGCACAAAAUACGCACAAAGAGAUCACGAAGUUGAUGGACACUGAGGAGGCUGACAUAGCCCAACUCUGCGCACAAAAUAUCGUUCUUUGGCAGCAUUUCCUCGAAGCGUUCUCCGGCCGAGAAGCGGUUCAUCAGCAUUUAGCACGAAUUCAUCAUCAAUUAAGAGUGAAACGAUUCGCAGAGGGUUUCUUUGUAUUAGAGAACCCGAGAACAUCGGCAGCGGGCUGUUACGACGCGAAUUAUCAGUCUUAUCAAGCGGUAAGCGAGGCUGCUCGAAGAUCGCGUUAUCUCGCAUCGUUGCCACCGUUACCUGUCCAUUGUCCGGAAGUAGACGGCGAUCUUCACUCGUUGCCUUUGAUUUUCGAAGAUCAGUACGCUGAUAUGCAGCAGAGACACAGAAACAGCGUUCCUAGCAUGGACGACUGCAGUUGCGGUAUAGCUGCAAUCCUUGAGUCGCGCUCUAUGGGUAUCUGGUCGCCCAGGAGCGAAGGCGCAGCUCAAGACAUUGGAUCGAUCCAGGCUCGCCUCAUACUGACGCCUUCCACGCUUCCAGCGAGGCACAGCAAGUCACUCGAUCAGCUAGGUCCCGAGCUAGCAGCACCUCUGCAGCCUAGAACAUCGCCAAAAACUUUGCCCAGAUCCGUGUCGACCCAAUUGUUCUCGCGGGGGCUGCGUGGCGGCGGUCGAAACGUCACGCCACCCGCGACGGUUCCUUCCAGGGGGAAAUCCAGGUCGACAGUGCCGUCCAUUAGCACCCUCUUCCCGCCUUCGGGUCAGCAGGCAUGUUCCGCGCCGAACCCAUCUCUCGGUUCCACGCCAGUGAUACCCCUGCCUCGAGCCAAGUCCACGCAAAUGCUGGUACCAAAUCGACAGCAACAGCAGCAGUCCGAUUAUCAAUCCUCUUCCAUUAGCUCACUGCUGGCGGUGAUGUUUCCUGAGUUGCCGCCCGGUGGACAACUGCCCGGUUAUCGACCUUCAUCUAAAUCCUGCGAUCAGAAUCUUGCUGUGCCAACGUACGCGGCCGCCUUGGACCUUAGUCAAUUGUCCGAUUGUUUGGCGGACAGCAAGCCAGCAAAUACGAUAGAAGAUUAUCAUUCUCUCGAUACCAGAAGAAUACGGCUGGAGCCACGAAGUCAUCGCCUGGGAACUCGCCAAACGCUGCCAACGACCACAAACGACCAAAGUAGCUUUCUAUCCACCAAGGCAAGCUUAAACGGUGACUUUCUACAGGAUCCACAGCCUCUGCAUACAGCGACAUUGGAUAGAGUUACUUAUCGAGGAAACUCCAGAAAGUCUGGACAUCAGACAGGCAAGUACAGUCAAUCGAAUGGCGUUGAAAGUCGCAGAUAUCAUACACUCGGCAAGACAUCGAUGACGCAAAGAAGCCGCCCAGAGAUACCAGAGUGCAUGAAUGGCAGCGCGGUGACCGGUAGCCACUUGCAUCUGGCGGAUUCUGCGAGCAAGAAAUCCAAUUAUUACGCUACUACAGAUUCAUUUUUCUAUCGCACAAAUGGCAACACUAGCGGAAGAAAUCGCAACGAGGACAAGCCGAAGAGGCCGAAAAGUACGGAACGAUUGCUCGACGACGUGGAGCGCAGUGAGUGCUGUGACUUCCGGCGAGAUCGACCGACUCGAAGAAGAGCAGAACGAUCGGUCAAGUCGCCUCGCAAUGGCGUAGCCCAGAAUUACAACGAGGAGAAACAACGACGCGGUCAGACCGAGAAGAAGAACACGGAGGUUCAAGAACCAAUUUACGAAGUAAUAGCCCUGAAACCGGAAUCAAAGAAAGAGUCUCGCGAGAGAAGGAAAGACAAGCACAAUAGAAGACCGCACUCAGCGCCCGUCCUUGAUACGGAUCAUCCGGUAGAAGAGAGCAAUCAUAAAAGUGAGAGAAAGUGCAAUCACAAAAACAGAAAACCUGCACCGCCACCUCCGGCAUAUCAAGAUCCUGCUGUCGCCCCUUUACCUAAAUACCGUCAUUCUUCUUCAACGACUGCGAGCGUUCUCGAAGUGGAGAACAACAAUAAAAUUAUCCUGAAGAUGGAACCCAUAAAAUCGCCCAUGGAGGUACCAACGAUCAAUGGCACGACGCCAUCGGACACGUCAAGCUUCGGGAUACCUCCGCCGAACGUUAAAAGAUUGCGAUGCGCCAGCGUACCAGUAGCUCAGAACAAAGUAGUCGUGCCACGCAGCGCAGUCUCUUUGCCCUGCAUGCCGAUACGCGAUAGCAAGGACAACCUAAGCAACAACUUGCCGAUCAUACCACAUCUUCUCAGUCCGCCGUCCACCAGACCUAGCAGCCCUACGCCGAGCUCAAGCUCGAGCAACCUAACGUCCGAAUGUUCCGGUUGGGUCAGUAGCGGCGACACCUCCAGCUCGGAGCAGCGUCGCAAUCAAGCCAAGCUCUCGAGCGAGCAGCUGCGGCAGAAACUAUCGAAGAUCGUGCCACGCAAGGAUCGUCCUCUCGUCACGAAGGAGAGCGUGGAGGAGCACUCGUACGAAGAGGUGCGACUACCGCCACCAAAGAUGUUCCAGGACGAGCCGCCGCCUCCUGAAGAGUUUCGUGAUCCGCCGGCACCGAUCGAUAAUCCACUCUACCACGUGUAUGAAACGGUAAAGCAGACCAGGAGCCCGAAACAGAACAAAACAGCACCCUGCAGUCCGCAACGAAACCGGGAUCGAGACAGGGAGGGUGUCUAUGGCGCCAGGGACAUUUGUUUGGACUGUUAUCAGGAGGGCAAGGAGUUGUUGCAGUCUACGCAGGAUGAUUUCAUCAACUUCAAGAAAUGCAAAGAGGAGUUUAAAAGGCAGAUGAGCUUCUCGGGCAAGAUCUACAGAGAACACGAGGAAGCACAGUUGCAUUUACAUAAACGUGCCUAUUCCCUCGGAUACGGUGACCUUCUGAAUUCCUCGCCGUCGGUUCAACCAUUAAGAUCCAAUGUGCCUCUUAGUGAUUAUCCAACCCUGGCCUCGACCCUGCCGUACUUCCACAUCAGCGAUGAAUAUCGGCUCUUCUCGCCGGAAGGAGUGCACCUUAUCAUAUGCGUCCACGGUCUUGACGGUAAUGCCGCCGAUCUCCGUCUCGUCAAGACGUACUUGGAACUGGGUCUGCCUGGGGCGCACUUGGAUUUCCUGAUGUCUGAAAGAAAUCAGGGAGACACCUUUUCCGACUUCGAAACGAUGACUGACCGAUUAGUGUCCGAAAUUCUCUAUCAUAUUGAAUCGUCGGGCUUGAAUCCGAGAAAGGUGAGUUUUAUCGGGCAUUCUCUUGGGACCAUAAUUAUCCGGAGUGCCCUGACGAGACCGCAGCUGCGUCCACUACUUCCUCGUCUACACACCUUCCUCAGCUUAAGCGGACCACACUUGGGUACUCUUUACAACACAAGCGGUUUGGUGAACGCAGGUAUGUGGUUCAUGCAGAAGUGGAAGAAGUCCGGAUCUUUGCUACAACUGGCCAUGAAAGACUCACCGGACGUGAGACGCUCCUUCAUGUUCCGUUUGAGCCAGAAGAGCAAUCUGCAGAAGUUCAAACACGUCUUGCUGUGCGGCAGCGCCCAGGAUCGAUAUGUACCCUUGCACUCUGCCCGAAUCGAGCUCUGCAAGGCUGCCGUACGAGAUCCGACGGAUCAAGGUGCCGCAUAUCGUGAGAUGGUGCACAACAUUCUGUAUCCUGUGAUGUCGGCGCCCGGCGUCAGUCUCGUCAGAUACGACGUGCAUCACGCUCUACCGCCGACGGCGAACGCCCUGAUAGGCCGAGCCGCGCAUAUCGCCGUCCUCGAUUCCGAGCUUUUCAUCGAGAAAUUCCUGCUGGUCGCGGGACUGAAAUAUUUCAGAUAAGGAAAGAACAGUCUAGCGCACACGAAGAAAUAAAUUAACUGUAGCUUAAUAAAAAAAAAAAAAAAGAAACAGGAACUCGAACGCGGACUCGGAAAGCGUCGCAUUCUCCGCGACAUCUUCGACCAUUCCGUGAUUAAAGUAUAUUAUAGACGUCCUGUCCAGCGUUGCCUCGCUUUUUCUCUUCGCUUAGCAGUCUUUUUCCAAAGAAACGAACGGGAUUUCGAAGCGAGGCAAUCCAAUCUUUUUUACACGAAAACACGGUGCACGCCGUCGUCGAUUUUAGUAUUGAAACAUUCGUUAGGUUCUCGUGUCACUUGAUACCGAUCAUAUAUCACGGAUGCGAAAAAGUCGCGCGUAUUUAUAAUUGACGGUCGAAUAUUUCGGUUUCAUUCCCGCAACGCUUCAUCGAAAAUUCGCCCUGUGGGCAUUCGAAUUGAAUGGACCUGUAGUUUGCCGUGAAACGGACCUAUUCUAGUGAUGGUGGUGAUGACGGUGGUGGUAAUAGUAGUAGUAGUAGUGAUGUUGACCAAAAAGCUGGAGGAAGAUAAGAAAACACAGAAAAGAUGCAAAAUAGUGCGAAAAGUUAAGUAUAUAUGCUUGGAAGAUUCCUGCAUGUCAUGCACACCACUGCUGUAAGUAAUGCGAUGUGCAUGAAUGAUCGAACGUACUUCAAAGUUUUACAUAUUCGAAAAAGGAAAAAUUCAAACGAAACCUGAUCAGCGCGUUAGGCCUAGCGUAAAUGAAGCAAUUAUGAAGGGAUACGACACAGUCGCCGGAUACAUUCAGCUUCAUCAACAUCGUCGCGAAAAAACGGAUCGCGAUCGUAGAAGAAAAGGGGACGAAAAUUAUUCAUCGACG
Molecule: messenger RNA, 6456 nt
Organism: Trachymyrmex cornetzi
Lineage: Eukaryota; Metazoa; Arthropoda; Insecta; Hymenoptera; Formicidae
Product: protein FAM135A
Exons: 17
Coding region: 979-5598 (1539 amino acids)
Biological process (GO): lipid metabolic process
Source: RefSeq, a predicted model, not a curated record